GCGUCUCCAGCGCCGGAGCGGCCCCGCUUGUCCGGCCCAUCUGUAUCCGGGUCUCGGCAACUCCUGGGCGGCCCCCUGCGCGGCGCCCGCCCCCUCCGUCCUCCGAGGCGGAGCAGCGUCUCCUCUCCGAGCCGGAGCCGCGCCACCUCUGCGCUGCCCGAUAAACAGAAAUGUCUCACUCUGAAAACAAAGGGCUGAUAUUAGGCAUAAUGGCAGGGGCUGCUGGAAUCAGCUUGGUACUGGUUUGGUAUCACAAGAUCCGAAAAUCUGGGGCAACUGUAAAUUUUCCUGCGUUUCUAGAUUUACGCAACAGAUUUCAGUAUGAGUUUCAUUUUGCAAAUCUACAUAAUGAGCAAGGAACAGUAAUGGCUUUACAGGGAAGACAGCUUCAGAUACUGGAAAAAUUGAAUGACUUACUACUGAAUGUGGAAGAACUGAAGAGAGAAGUGAAGUUUCUUAAAGAAGCUGUUCCAAAGCUGGAAGAGCUUGUUCAAGAUGAACUGCAAGGAAAGGCUGGUGUUCGUCGGAUUAGCCCUUUACACAGAGCCACCAGAAAAAGAAGAGCUGAGACAGUUUAUGGUGCAACAGAAACUACCAGCUCUGAGGAGGCAGAUAGUGAAGGAGGCUAUAUUACAGCUCACACUGAUACUGAAGAAGAAUCUGAAGAAAGGGGAUGGAUUAAUUUACCUGCAGCAUCUGCAAGAACAGAAAAGGAAACAGAAUUAUUUAAUCUUCUGCAGCAGGUGGACAGUUUGCAUUGUGGUUCAGAUGAUGAUAAAAAGGAGAGCUUCAGACUGUUACUUGAACAAGAGGAAAAGUAUGGAAACCAUCAGGGGUUUCUUUGGAGACUUGCACGAGCUUACGGAGAUAUGUUUGAGAUGACGACAGAUGUUGAAGAAAAGAAGAAAUAUGUUGCUGAUGGAAAAAUUGUAGCUGAAAAAGCUAUUCAGGUGGAUACCAUGUGCGCUGAUAGCCAUCAAUGGUUUGCAAUUAUGUGCGGCUAUAUGUCUGAGUUUGACAGUAUACAAAACAAAAUCAAGAAUGGCUAUCUCUUUAAGGAGCAUCUAGACAAAGCAAUUGAACUUAAACCUCAAGAUCCUUUUUUAUAUUACCUAAAUGGAAGAUGGUGCUAUUCAGUAGCACAGUUGUCUUGGAUUGAGAAGAAAGUAGCCACUACUCUUUUUGGGACUCCACCAACUUCAACAGUACAAGAAGCUUUGCAGAGUUUCCUUAAGGCUGAAGAACUGCAUCCUGGAUAUUCCAAAUACAAUUAUGUGUAUUUGGCAAAGUGCUACAAAGAUCUUGGCCAGAGAAGCAAUGCACUGAAAUACUGUGAUUUUGCAUCAUCAGUGUUACCAGUUACCAAUGAGGAUAAAGAGGCCCAGAAAGAUUUAGAAGCUUUACUUCCAAUGCUGCAGCUGUGACGAAAAGCACUUCUAGCUCUUCAUGCUGUGAUGAUAUUGUAGAAGAACCAUAGAAACUAAUCACUCGGAGUCUGAUCCAAAGCUCGUUGAAGCUAGUGGAAAGACUACCAUUAACUUCAGUCAUUUUUGGAUCAGGCCCUGUAAGUGGAUGGCAAUUUGGGUAUGAAAAUGAUGCAUUAUAUCUUUUUGAUUCAUAGCUUUAUUUUUAAUUUUUGGAUCUACAGUUUGUUUUAAAUUUUUCUUUCCGGAAAUAUAGUCUCUCUUUAUGAAGUCCACUGCUGGCAAUGGACACCACAUAGGCAAGAACGCCAAAUGCAUUAACUGUGUUCUUGGAAGGAUUAAUCAACUAAACUGCAAUGCUAGCACAGGAUUAUAUGGAGCAAUUAAUUUGUUUCUACAUUAAAUUAUGUUUCUAUGAAUUGAUCUAUAUAAAUGUAUGUGAAGGUACAUCAUAAACAUAUGUAUGUGUGUGCCUCUGCUUUUAUUCACAAGAAAUGUAUACGACUGAUGGAAGUUAAGGAAAAAGGGAUAGACUUAAAAAACUAUUUUUACUUUAGCCUAUUUUUGAUUUUAGAUGGAAAUGUGAAAACUAUAUAAAUCAUGUUUUAAAGUCAUAUUUUAUGUUACUUGAAAGGAAAAUAUUAAAAAUUGGACCAA
Messenger RNA from Chelonoidis abingdonii (Abingdon island giant tortoise), 2081 nucleotides. RefSeq names its product regulator of microtubule dynamics 2 (gene RMDN2). The record is from RefSeq and is a predicted model, not a curated record. NCBI's taxonomy places the organism in Eukaryota, Metazoa, Chordata, Testudines, Testudinidae. Gene Ontology annotation, cellular component: mitochondrion; spindle microtubule; mitotic spindle pole. Gene Ontology annotation, molecular function: microtubule binding.